AUUCUUUCAGAACAUGAGAAUGAUUUAAAAAGUAAAAUUAAAGAAAUCCUUUGUGAUCGAGAUUUUUAUGAAAAUUGUCGGCUUAUUGCAUCUGUCCUUUAUCCUCUUAAAAUUUAUAUUGGAUGUUUAGAAUCGAAGACUUCUAAUCUUGCUGAUUCAGCUGGACAAAUUUGGAAAAAUAUGGGACAUGAUCAAGAAUCGUGCAGCAAACUAUUAUCCCAAAUACGAAAAUAUAAAAGUAAAAAAAUACUAUUUGAACAACUAUACAAUUCUAAAUUAGAUACGCCAAUUAUUUGGUGGGAGACUGCACAAUAUAAAAAAGAAGAAUGGGAGUUACAAGUACUGGCACUUCGUCUUUUUGCAAUAACUCCACAUAGUGCUUCUUGUGAGCAAGUAAUGUGCAAAUUGCAUACAUUUUAUAUUACUAAUGCUAAACAAGAAUUAUCUUGUUACGCAAUUGAUAUACCUGAAAAUUUAUUGCGUAAUCAAUUAAUAGAAUCAGUUAUAGCAAUUAAUAAUGAAACUGAUGAAAUUACUGAUUAUGAUGCGGAUAAUAUUAGUACAGAAAUUAAUAAUGAAACUAAUGAAAUUAUUAAUUUCGAUACAUCCAGGGUGAAUAUUUUAAAUAUUAUGAAUGAUAUUGAUAUUGGGUUGCCAAUGUUUAACGUAGACUGA
Messenger RNA from Scutellospora calospora, 675 nucleotides. NCBI's taxonomy places the organism in Eukaryota, Fungi, Glomeromycota, Glomeromycetes, Diversisporales, Gigasporaceae. The record is from the annotation of a GenBank genome assembly.